UUUAUUUGAACAUGGUGUUUGUUAUGGCCAGCCCAUAACUACAGAUGUCUAAAAAAAAAAAAAAACACACCACUCAGGUUCAGGUCAGGCCAGCUGUUCCUCCCAAUCACCCCCAUGCAGGUUCCUUGAAGACCUACAAUGAAGACUUAUUGUUGUGUUUAUGACACCACUGUAAGACAUGACAAACUUGGCUGACUCAAGCUAAGAAGCUGUGACAACAUCUUUACAGAUACUGUGCGACAUAUUGUAUCACCUCUCAGUCUUCAGGUGACUCUCCCAUCUCAUGUUUUGAGCAUUAUUUUUUGUCUUUUCAGUGUCUCACAGCUCCAUAGCGGAGACACCAUAGACGUCCUAAAGAGAUGAUCUUAUGCUGUGAAUCUGUGUCACUAAGUACCUGCAGGGGUCAGAAAUGCCAUUCAACCCUCUGUACCUGAACAGCAUUCACCUGAAUCCUCCAGGACCACACCCAGUCCUAAGCUCACUCCACCAGCAAGCCUGAGGAAAAGCAUUCAUCAAAUUUAUGAUCGUUGCUAUCACAUUGGCUCACCUGGAAACACUUGAACCACAGGAAUAGAAAACUACUGCAUCUUUAUUUAUUUUUGUUUAAGUGUUGUCUUGCUUGUUUUAGAUCAGUUUUACUUUCCAAAAGCCAGGACACAAGCUGCUCAUCUGGUUUAAAUAGGCUCUGUUUUGGAUAUAAAGAAAUAUUAGCACAUUAAAGAGGUAAGACUUGUAUUCUCUCCCACAUGUAAAUACUCAGCUGCUAUGGAGCUCACAUUAACAGAAAUCUUUACUGUUUCUCACAGCUGUGUGUCUUAUCAUUAGGACUCAUUGUGAUAGCACAGCAUGAAUGAGAAGACUGGUCAGACUUCAUAGCCCUGUGUGUGUGUGUGUGUGUGUGAAUAAGAGAUAGAAGGUUCCUGUUGAUGAAAGGAGAAAUGCCAUAAUUUAUCUUCUCCUUUUAUUACAGAUUAAAAUGGGCUGCUUCACAUUCAUCAAAUUGAUGAUGGUCGUGUUCAACUUGCUUAUCUUUCUGAGCGGCCUCACCCUGCUAGUCAUGGGUAUCUGGGUGAGCAUAGAUGGGAGCUCCUUUCUCCAGCUGCUGGGCCCUUUCUCCAGCCAAGGCAUGCAGUUUGUCAAUGUGGGAUUUUUCUCCAUCACCAUUGGCACCUUGCUGGUGCUGUUGGGGCUCCUUGGCUGUUGUGGUGCCCACAAGGAGAGCAAGUGUCUGCUGCUCACGUUCUUCUCUGUCAUCCUCAUCAUCUUCAUUGCUGAAGUGGCAGCUGGAGUCGUGGCUCUGGCCUACUCAUCAUUAGCGGAGGGGAUCCUCAGAGCGUGGGCAACCCCGGCUUUACAAAAAGAUUACGGCAGCGAUCCUGUGGUCACCAAGAUCUGGAACACCACUAUGACAGAGCUGAAAUGCUGCGGUUUCACCGACUAUACUGACUUUGUGGACUCUAACUUUGAAAAGGAGAAUGAAGGCAGUCUGCCGCCCAGCUGCUGCUGGACCAACAGCACCCCCUGCAGCCUGGGUGAGGCAAAGCGCAGCGCUAUGCAGGGUUGUUUUGAGCACAUCCUGGAGAACCUCAAAGAGCAUGCCAACAUCGUGGGAGGCAUUGCUGCAGGAGUAGGAGUCUUAGAGAUUGCUGCCAUGAUAGUGUCCAUGUACCUGUACUGCCACCUGGACAACAGAGUCGGUUGAGACUUCUUCAGUGAAAACAUGACAGGAAUCACAAAGAUAGACCACAUGUCAUUUAACUUUCUAAUUUGCAUUAUUUACCUAUCUAUGAUUUCUGUAAGUGAAUCCCAUUUUUUUUAGAGAGAUAUCAUACUUUACUAACCCUAAGUCAUGUUCAUGACAAAAAUAAUUAUAUUUUAUAUAGUGAAAAGGUUAAAAGAACCUGC
Molecule: messenger RNA, 1905 nt
Organism: Scatophagus argus
Lineage: Eukaryota; Metazoa; Chordata; Actinopteri; Scatophagidae
Product: tetraspanin-1
Exons: 7
Coding region: 977-1702 (241 amino acids)
Cellular component (GO): membrane
Source: RefSeq, a predicted model, not a curated record